UCGAUACGGACAAAACAAUAACAAACGAAAAGUCAAAAAAAAACUCAAAAUUCUUUUUUCCUCCGGUUUUUUGCAAUUUCUAGAAAUUUAAACUACAAAUAUGGGUGAUAUGAAAGUUAUAACGUCAGACUUUGUGAACCUACAAAUAUCCACGUCGAAAAAUGAUAUAUCUUUUAAUGAGAAGCGAUUUCCAAAGGACAUAACCAUAGGGGAUCUUAAGGCAAAAUUAGAGUUAGUUACAGGGGGUAAUUGUAACACCAUGAGAAUCGAAGCCUAUACUAAAGACAACAAACUUGUAACAUCCCUGAGUGAUAAUAAUCAACUUCUUGGUUUCUACCCUGUGGACGAUGGCAUGCGACUGCACAUAAUUGAUGACUUUCAAUUAAGAAAUGAGUUCGAUUCUGAAAAUGUACCAAAAUACGAAUUAUCUGCUGAAGAGUAUGCCAAAAGGGGAGAUUCUGUCAAGAGUUUUUUGAUGAAAAACAAAAUGGGAAAAUAUAAUCAGGAAUUUAUGAAAAACAAAGAACAACAAGAAGCAGAGGAAAAAGCUUUGGCUGAAAGCAUCAAAAUCGGUUCCAGAUGUAAAGUGACAGUUACAAACGCUCCAACCCGUUUAGGUACUGUUAUGUAUACUGGGAGUGUUGACGGUUUGCAAGGUUCUUGGAUAGGAAUCAAGUAUGAUGAACCAGUGGGAAAGCAUGAUGGAACGGUAAAAGGCAAGAGAUAUUUUGAGUGUACUGAUAAAUAUGGAGGCCUUGUUAAACCUAAUUGUGUAUUCAUUGGAGAUUUUCCUGAAGAAGAUUACGAUUUGAAUGAGGAGCUGUAAAUUAACUUUGCUGAAUUUCACUAAAAUUUACUUCAAUUUAUUUUUAUUUAACACCUAUAAAAUUUUUAGCUUUUUAUUCACACGACACGGAUAUUGCGCUUUUAAUAAUGCCUUUUAAAUGAAAUUAUAUAUAUUAUAUUUUUUUUUGAUUAAAAUUUUUAAAACAUCUUAUUUAUCUGGUGAUUUUGUUUAGAAAACUUUAUUUCCCCCAUUAGUAUUUAUCCUAUC
Molecule: messenger RNA, 1054 nt
Organism: Ceutorhynchus assimilis (cabbage seed weevil)
Lineage: Eukaryota; Metazoa; Arthropoda; Insecta; Coleoptera; Curculionidae
Source: the annotation of a GenBank genome assembly